Molecule: messenger RNA, 953 nt
Organism: Lasiosphaeria miniovina
Lineage: Eukaryota; Fungi; Ascomycota; Sordariomycetes; Sordariales; Lasiosphaeriaceae
Exons: 5
Coding region: 111-866 (251 amino acids)
Cellular component (GO): cytoplasm
Molecular function (GO): alcohol dehydrogenase (NAD+) activity
Source: RefSeq, a predicted model, not a curated record
ACACUCAAGAAAUUCCCAACUUGCUAAACUCCCUCUUCUUCAUCAAGACCAACACAAACAAAACGGAAGUCGGCUCAAACACCUACCACAGCCUCGCCUGCACUACUCCAAUGUCUGUCCCCACUGUUGUCUUCAUUACCGGCGCAAGCAGAGGAAUCGGCAAGACACUGGUCCAGACCUAUCUUGCUCGGCCCAACCACAUCGUCGUCGGUAGCGUCCGUGACACGGCCUCGCCCAACGCCGAGGCCCUCAGGUCGCUGCCUGCCGCCGACGGAAGCCGCCUGCUGCUGGUCAAGAUCGAGAGCACCUCAUACGCCGACCCCGCCGCUGCCGUGCGCGAGCUCGAGGCCGCCGGCAUCGGCCACGUCGACAUUAUUAUCGCCAACGCUGGCGGCACCGGCGGCGGCAUAGCCCCUCUAACCACCGUCACCCCUGGGAACGUGGCCGACGUCCUCGCCCUGAACGCGCUGGGCCCUCUCGCUCUGUACCAGGCUUUCCUGUCUCUGCUGAAGAAGUCGCCGGCGCCCAAAUGGGUGUCCGUAUCCAGCGCCGUGGCCUCCAUUGGCAACAUGGAGAACUUCCACUCCCACGUCGCUCCCGCCUACGGCAUCGGCAAGGCCGCGCUGAACUGGAUCACCGUAGCCGCGCACUGCGGCAACAAGGAGCUCAUCGCGUUUGUCCUGCACCCUGGCCUGGUCCAGACCGACAUGGGCAACCGGGCCGCCAGGGGCAUGGGCCUGCCCCAGGCGCCCAUCACCCUUCAGCAGAGCGCCGACGCCAUCAUCAAGCUGACCGACGAGGCCACACGCGAAAAGACUUCGGCCAGGUUCUUUGACGCCAUCCAGGGCACCGAGAUUCCCUGGUGAACUCAUCUCUUUCUACAAGGGCUAUUCGCUGGGAGCCUUGUGACGUGAUUAAUUAUCCUACUGGAUGAGCAAGGUUACCCAUUUCCC